UGGUGUCAUGUGGACUGGAUAUGCAGGUGAUGCUAUGGACCCUCCCGAAAGCCCGGCCACUCUGGAUUACAAAUGUACAGGAGGAUGAAUCAGAAGACAUGGAGGGCCCACAGUCACCUGGUCAGCUCUUAAACCCUGCACUAGCACACUCUAUCUCUGUGGCAUCUUGUGGCAAUAUUUUCAGUUGUGGUGCAGAAGAUGGGAAGGUUCGAAUCUUUAGGGUGGUGGGAGUCAAGUGUGAACGGGAACUGGGGUUUAAGGCUCACACCCUGGGGGUGUCCCAGGUCAGCUUUUUGCCAGAGUCUUAUUUGCUGCUUACUGGAGGAAAUGAUGGAAAGAUAAUGCUGUGGGAUGUGAGCAGUGAAGUCCAGAAAAAACAGAAGAGCCCUACAAAACAAGUCCACAAGAGGAAAAGUAAAAGAGCAACUUACACCAAGCAGGGUCGCAGCGCUAGUGCUUCCGGAACAGACGAAGAGGAAUGUGGCAACAUUUUACCAAAGCUGACUAUUACACACGGAGAAAAAGUGAACUGGCUCUUGGGUACAACGCUAAAGGGAUGCCAAAAUAUAUUAGUAGCUGAUCAGACUAGUUGUAUAUCUGUAUAUCCCUUAAAUGAAAUUUAAAUCUAAUAAAAGUAUUUGAAUAAC
Molecule: messenger RNA, 647 nt
Organism: Echinops telfairi (small Madagascar hedgehog)
Lineage: Eukaryota; Metazoa; Chordata; Mammalia; Afrosoricida; Tenrecidae
Product: WD repeat-containing protein 53-like
Exons: 1
Coding region: 21-623 (200 amino acids)
Molecular function (GO): protein binding
Source: RefSeq, a predicted model, not a curated record